Messenger RNA from Lycium ferocissimum, 1711 nucleotides. Its product is annotated as pentatricopeptide repeat-containing protein At2g01860. Gene Ontology annotation, molecular function: protein binding. The transcript has a single exon. NCBI's taxonomy places the organism in Eukaryota, Viridiplantae, Streptophyta, Magnoliopsida, Solanales, Solanaceae. The record is from RefSeq and is a predicted model, not a curated record. The coding region runs from base 83 to 1465 and encodes 460 amino acids.
UAUCUCCCAUACUGGUUGUGCCAGUAAAGCUACUUCUAGAACAACUUCAAGUUUUGUAAGAAGAGGAAAAAGAGUUGUUUUCAUGGCUGUAUCUAGUAAUAACAAAACUAACCACACAAAACUUCCAAAAAACCUCAGGAAUCCUCGGCGACCAAAGCAACCACCAAACAUGGACUAUAACUUCAAAAGGGUCUUGUAUGAAAAUGAUGAAGAAACAACCAAUGACAAUGUACCCAGUGUAAUCCCACAAGUGGGGUCUGGAAUUGAUGAAGUAGAAAAAGGAAGGAUGUGUGAUGAUGAGGGAAUUAUAUGGGAAUCGGAUGAGAUGGACGCGAUUUCAUCUCUUUUUAAAGGGAGGAUACCUCAGAAGCCUGGAAGAUUGGAUAGAGAGAGGCCUUUACCUCUGCCAAUUCCUUACAAGAUUCGGCCUUUGGGACUUCCUACACCAAAAAGAUUCGCGAAUCAUUCAAGGCAAUCGAUAUCAAAGCAAGUGUACAAGAAUCCCACUUUCUUGAUUGGUUUGGCUAAAGAAAUUCAGUGUCUUUCAGCUGAGGAAAAUGUAUCAAAGGUUCUUGGUAAAUGGAGCCCGUUUCUUCGAAAAGGAUCGUUGUCAUUGACAAUCCAAGAGUUGGGUUAUUUGGGCCUUCCUGAGAGAGCUUUGGAAACAUUCUGUUGGGUGAAGAAACAACCCCAUUUAUUCCCUGAUGAUCAUAUUCUUGCUUCUACCGUUGAAGUUCUUGCCGGGUCAAACGAGUUAAAAAUGCCGUUUGAUUUGGAUAAGUUCACUGGCUUGGCUAGUCGGAGUGUGUAUGAAGCGAUGUUAAGGGGUUAUAUUAAAGGAGGAAGCUUGAAGCUUGCUUUGAAGCUUCUUUCAAUGGCUAAGGAAUCUAACAGAGUGCUUGAUACUGGGGUGUAUGCUAAGCUAAUCUUGCAGCUUGGUAAGGAUCCUGAUAAAAGCACACUUGUCUUGGUAUUAUUAGAGGAGCUUGCUGUGAGAGAUGAUCUGAAUUUGACACCACAAGACUGUACAGCUAUCAUGAAGAUUUGCAUUAGGCUGGGAAGAUUUGAAAUUGUGGAGGGACUAUAUGAUUGGUUCAGGAAAUCUGGUGGUAAUCCAGGUGUAGUUAUGUAUACUACUAUGAUUCACUGUCGUUAUUCAGCGAACAAAUAUAGAGAUGCAUUAGCCAUGCUAUGGGAAAUGGAAGCUUCAAAUUGCCUUUUUGAUCUACCAGCUUAUCGUGUAGUGAUUAAGCUCUUUGUUGCUUUGAACGAUCUUUCAAGGGCUGUACGCUAUUUCUCUAAGCUUAAGGAAGCGGGUUUUAGUCCAACUUUUGAUAUAUACUGCAGCUUGAUCAGAAUUUAUAUGGCUUCUGGAAGGCUGGCCAAGUGUAAGGAUAUCUGCAAGGAGGCAGAGAUGGCUGGUUUCAGGUUUGACGAACAUACAAUGUUAAAGUUGCAUCAGUAAAUUGUUGUAUCUUGUGAUGUAUUUACAUGUAAUUUAGAGUUCCUGUUUUUUAUAUUCAGAUCUUUAUCCCACCCCUCUUCUCAUUUGCAUAGUUAAAUGCAUUGUAGUUGUUGGCAUCCAUAGGUUCUUGUAACUAUUCCAGCUUAGGUGUCUGUAUAAUGAUGCAAUUUUGGAAUUGAGUGUCUGGAGACCUUUUCUGGGGCGCAAAGUUAAUAUCAGCAGAAAGUCUGCUUGAGCAUCUGAAAA